UGCAGUCUCCAUCCACACGGUUCAGUCGCUAGACCCCAACCCAUUCUAUCGUCCCUUUCACUUCCAUCUUCCAGGCAUCGCAGUAGCAGUGAGUGAGAGCUAUUCUGCGCCUUCUGCUUCAUGGCGACUCAAGGUCAAGUUAUCACCUGCAAAGCUGCCGUCGCGUGGGAGGCGAACAAGCCGCUGGUUAUCGAGGAUGUGCAGGUUGCACCGCCGCAGGCUGGGGAGGUUAGGAUCAAGAUCCUCUUCGCCGCUCUUUGCCACACCGACGCUUAUACCUGGAGCGGAAAGGAUCCUGAGGGUCUCUUUCCUUGUAUUCUUGGACAUGAAGCUGCUGGAAUUGUUGAAAGUAUUGGUGAGGGAGUGACUGAAGUCCAACCAGGAGACCAUGUUAUACCUUGCUACCAAGCAGAAUGCAGGGAAUGUAAGUUUUGUAAAUCUGGAAAAACAAACCUUUGUGGCAAGGUUAGGGCUGCAACUGGUGUUGGUGUCAUGUUGAAUGACUUUAAGAGCAGGUUCUCUAUAAAUGGGAAGCCCAUCUAUCAUUUUAUGGGAACAUCAACAUUCAGUCAAUAUACAGUUGUGCAUGAUGUUAGUGUUGCAAAAAUUGAUCCCCUUGCCCCUUUGGAGAAGGUUUGUCUUCUUGGAUGCGGUGUUCCUACAGGUCUUGGAGCAGUUUGGAAUACUGCCAAGGUUGAAGCAGGUUCCACCGUUGCAAUUUUUGGACUGGGGACUGUUGGGCUUGCAGUUGCAGAGGGGGCUAAAAAAGCAGGAGCAUCCAGAAUCAUUGGCAUAGAUAUUGAUAAAAAAAAGUAUGAUAUAGGAAAAAAUUUUGGAAUUACCGAGUUAGUGAACCCAAAGGACCAUGACAAACCAAUACAGCAGGUUAUCAUUGACCUCACUGACGGUGGUGUGGAUUACAGUUUUGAAUGUAUUGGAAAUGUCCAACUGAUGAGGGCCGCCUUGGAAUGCUGUCAUAAGGGCUGGGGGACAUCAGUUAUUGUGGGUGUUGCUGCUUCCGGGCAGGAGAUAUCAACACGACCUUUUCAACUCGUUACAGGGCGUGUAUGGAAGGGAACUGCCUUCGGAGGCUUCAAGAGCCGCUCUCAAGUUCCCUGGCUUGUUGACCAGUACAUGCACAAGGAAAUAAAGGUCGACGAAUACGUCACUCACCAACUCACACUGGAUGAGAUCAACAAGGCCUUCGACCUGAUGCACGAGGGAGGAUGUCUGCGCUGCGUGCUCGAUCUUCAUCCUUAAAAAAAAAAGGCUGGUUCUUCUCUUUUAUCCUUACUAUCUAUGUCUAGUACAUCUGAAAUCCUUAAUGGAGUGUGGUUUUCCAGUCUUUUUGGCAGUCACCAACAUCAGCUAUGCUGCAGGGAUUAAUGAGAUGUUUGUGUUUUUGUUUGAUGUUUUGAAUUGUGCUUGAAUAUGUCAAAUCUGGUUCUAUAUUUUGUUUAAUAUUUUUGGAUUUUUUGCAAAUAUGUUA
Molecule: messenger RNA, 1489 nt
Organism: Phalaenopsis equestris
Lineage: Eukaryota; Viridiplantae; Streptophyta; Magnoliopsida; Asparagales; Orchidaceae
Product: alcohol dehydrogenase class-3
Exons: 9
Coding region: 121-1260 (379 amino acids)
Biological process (GO): formaldehyde catabolic process
Cellular component (GO): cytosol
Molecular function (GO): zinc ion binding; S-(hydroxymethyl)glutathione dehydrogenase [NAD(P)+] activity
Source: RefSeq, a predicted model, not a curated record